This is a messenger RNA of Cercopithifilaria johnstoni, 234 nucleotides long. The record is from the annotation of a GenBank genome assembly. NCBI's taxonomy places the organism in Eukaryota, Metazoa, Nematoda, Chromadorea, Rhabditida, Onchocercidae.
AUGUCAUCGACUGUAAAGCUCGGAAAAUCAAUUCCGGACUUGCAAACCGAAUAUGUGGACAGUGAUGGAAAUAGCGUAGACUUAUCUGAAGCGAUAUGGAUGGUUAAAGUAACUUUGCCAUAUAUUGACAUCCAAGAAAUCUAUCGGAAGAUUCAGGAUGAGGUUGUUCUAAAUAUUUUGCCACAUGGUACCAAAAGCUUAUUACGAGUGAACUGCACUAAUAAUGCCUUAUAA